Molecule: messenger RNA, 2711 nt
Organism: Histoplasma capsulatum G186AR
Lineage: Eukaryota; Fungi; Ascomycota; Eurotiomycetes; Onygenales; Ajellomycetaceae
Product: glucose-repressible alcohol dehydrogenase transcriptional effector
Exons: 2
Coding region: 1-2028 (675 amino acids)
Biological process (GO): nuclear-transcribed mRNA poly(A) tail shortening
Cellular component (GO): nucleus; cytoplasm; CCR4-NOT complex
Molecular function (GO): protein binding; poly(A)-specific ribonuclease activity
Source: RefSeq, a predicted model, not a curated record
AUGCAGAAAUUCCAACAUCCAAGCCAUCAUCCACAUCAUUCCCAACAACACCCACACCACCAACAUCCUCACUCCCAAGCUACUCACACUGCUAUCGGCCAUCAACCUAACUUCUCAUCCGGAGCCCUGUCAAGCACAGCCCCCCACUUUACUCCCACCCACAUCCCCAACGGCACUACAACCAACGUGGAUGAAGAAGUCGAAGAGCCUAUGAAUGAGCACUGGCAGCAGCAGCUACAACUUGCUGCAGAGUCGAGACAAGCAAACUCCCCGCACUAUUACGCACGGGCCGUUGCUCAACAGACGAAGGGCAUCCAGCUCACAACGAGCCCAGCCGAGACCAAUGAAAAUGGUUCCGAAGAACGCAGCCGUGCCAAAACGACCAAAGACCCUUCUAAAAGACAGGAUUGGAUGGCUCUAGAUUUUGGUGGACAAGGUCUUCGAGCAAUCUCUAACCCUCUUUUCGACUACGUUUUUCUGGAAAAGCUUUAUCUCAAUCACAAUAAAUUGAAGGCCCUCCCCCCAAAUAUCGGCAAGCUGAAAGGCCUCACUCAUUUGGACGUAUCCGGCAAUGAGCUAACUGAACUUCCUGAAGAAAUUGGUAUGCUCAUUAAUCUCAAAAAGCUUCUGCUAUUCGACAAUAACAUCCAUUCACUUCCCUACGAAAUGGGUUACCUAUAUCAACUUGAUACUCUAGGUAUAGAAGGAAACCCCUUGAAUGAAGUGUUCAAAUCACGGAUUAUGCAGGAAGGCACCAAGGCACUCAUUACGUACCUUAAAGAGGAGAUGCCGGUUCAUUUGCCUCCUUCGGAACGGGAUUGGGUUGUCCUGGAUGAUUCGGACAGAAACCCCACUAAAGGCCAAAGGGAGAAGUUUACUGCCCUCUCCUAUAAUACCCUCUGUGAUAGAUCAGCAACCCAUCAACAACAUGGUUAUGCGCCCUCCCGAGCGCUUGCUUGGGAAUAUCGCAGGGACCUCAUUUUAAAUGAAAUAAAAGGGUACAAUGCCGAUAUUGUGUGUUUGCAGGAAAUUGACCAAGGCAGCUACCAUGGCUUCUUCAGAGAACAGCUUGCAUACAACGAUUACAAGGGGGUUUACUGGCCAAAGGGAAGAGCUCAAGGUAUGCCCGAAGAGGAGGCCAAGGUGGUCGACGGUUGUGCGACAUUCUUCAAAGGCAGUAAAUACAUUCUUCUCGAGAAGAAUAUGAUUCAUUUCGGUCAAACUGCAGUCCGCAGACCCGAUGCCAAAGGCCAGGACGACAUCUACAACCGAUUAUGGCAGAAGGACAAUAUUGCCGUAGUCACGUAUCUGGAGAAUCGAUUGUCCGGAGAGCGGUUGAUAGUGGUGAAUGUUCACCUGUACUGGGACCCAGCGUAUAAAGAUGUGAAGCUUAUCCAGGCUGCAAUUUUGAUGGAAGAGGUAACGCAGCUUGCCGAAAAGUAUUCCAAGAUUCCCGCUUGUACAGAUAAAACUGCAUUCCGAUUCUCCGAGCCGGAACAUUCGACAGAUGGUGGGGGCACUGCGACGCCUGUGGAACCAGCACCUUCAGUUGAAUAUAGUAGUGGCUCUCAGAUCCCCCUUAUUAUAUGCGGUGACUUCAACUCCUACCCUGGAUCUGCCGUGCAUGAAUUGAUGAGCCGUGGUCGUUUGAUCGAAGACCAUCCGGAUCUUGAGAAGCGUCUCUAUGGGAACCUCAGUCGCGUCGGCAUGUCAUACCCUUUCAACCUGAAAUCCGCAUAUGGCGCUAUUGGAGAACUCGACUUUACCAACUAUACUCCCGACUUUGCUGAUGUGAUCGACUACAUUUGGUAUACUUCCAAUGCUCUGCAGGUAACUGGCUUGCUUGGCGCAGUGGACAAGGAGUAUCUGCAGCGAGUUCCCGGCUUCCCAAAUUACCAUUUUCCUAGUGAUCACCUUGCCCUAAUGGCAGAGUUUUCUUUCAAAAGCAAGAAAGGGAAAGUUGUCGAAGUAGAUUUCGGGCCGCAACGGGACAGGGAUAGGGAUAGAGAUCGGGAUAGGGCGACUUAAGGAGUCCAAGGUUUUAUUUUCGCAUUUUAUGAGUCUCGAGGGCUUCUGCAGAGUAGUUCUUUUGUUUCACCUAUUAUCUCGGACGGAAAUAUUCGCGUGUCUUUUUUUAGAGUCUUGUGGUUUUUCUCUUGGUUCGUUUUCAAUGUCCCCUUCCUUUCCCUCUUCGAUUAUCGUGGUAUCCUUUAUUUUGCGGGUUCUGUUCAAUUAUUUUCGUGUAUCCAGUUCUCUCCUCGGGGUCUGUUUUCUUGGAAACUCUCGAUGGCGUGGCGACAAUUGUCUUUUUCCACCUCCAUGUCUAUGCAUCGCCUUUUCCCCUCCUAUAUGGUCGUGUGGUUAAAGCAGUCGGGUUGAGUUGGUGUUUUGGGUGUGAAAGUCUGGGAGGGCGGUUGACCUGGAAGAGUUGUGUCUGGCUUGCUAUAGUUUUGGCCUACUUUUUUCUCCUUAUCAACGUAGGUUCUUAUUUAUUCGUUUUUUGUUCUUCCCUUCUCCUUUGUUCCUUCUCUCGCCUCUCUUGCUCUCUUCCCUUCUCUAUAUAUGACGAAGCCCUCGCUUCGGAUACUGUAUUUUUGUUCUCCCUGUUUUCCACCUUCCCUCUUCCUCCCUCCCUCCCCCUCUCCUCCCCCAUUUUUCUAUUUUCGUUGUGUACUUUUGUUUAAGAGGCGCUAGUUAUUCUCAUCGUAAAC